Molecule: messenger RNA, 838 nt
Organism: Polypterus senegalus (gray bichir)
Lineage: Eukaryota; Metazoa; Chordata; Cladistia; Polypteriformes; Polypteridae
Product: natural cytotoxicity triggering receptor 3 ligand 1-like
Exons: 5
Coding region: 41-838 (265 amino acids)
Source: RefSeq, a predicted model, not a curated record
UUUUAGCUCUGCAGACACGAGGUAAGCUGAACUGCAGAGAAUGUCGUGGAUAAAAACAGGACUGAUGGCAGUAUAUCUGACUGGUGUCUUCUUGAGUUUAGCUGACGAUCUCUUCCUCACCCCCAAGUCGGCCACUCGACUGAUCGGACAGCGACUUGAAUUAAACUGUAGCGUAAAUAAAGAGAAAAACUGCAAACGUGCCCGGUUCUUCUGGCGGCACAGACGCAUUCAUUUAAACAGCAAUGAAGACGCGGAAACGGAUAUUCGAGGUAAAGGACGGUUUUCAAUCAGCACUGAGUCGCUAUCGAGCUCUCUGGUCAUCACGGACUUGAAGGUUACAGAUUCUGGUUACUUCAACUGUUCUGUGAUGUGUGGGACGAUUAAAAUGGAGUUUAUAUGGAAGAGCUCACAAGUGGAGGUGAGAGCUGUCCCCAAACUGGACCUCCAUUACCAGACAUCAAGUGAAAACCCCAACAUCCUCCACCUGAUCUGCAGUGCUGUGGGCUUCUACCCUCCAAAUAUAACCCUGUCUUGGGACCACUCUCUUCAUGAAGUGACCCACCCUAUUCUGCCAGACGUUCCCACACUCCUUCAGGAUGGCACCUACAACAUCAGCUCUAUUCUGCAUGUCAAGACCUCUCUGUGGAUCUCAGGGGAAGAAAUUGGGUGUGUGGUGAACCACAGCUCUCUGACACGGCCACUGAGGAAGAAUAUCACGCGAGGAGGGACAAGAAACUGGCACUGGUACCUGCUAUUUCCUUUUAUCACAGUUCCUUUCCUUAUUUGCACUUGUUUGUUGGUCAAAAUUUGGAGGGCUCUUCAUGAAAGAGGCCCUUGA